This is a messenger RNA of Podarcis raffonei (Aeolian wall lizard), 1691 nucleotides long. RefSeq lists its product as uncharacterized. Bases 581 to 1654 code for a protein of 357 amino acids. The transcript is spliced from 2 exons. NCBI's taxonomy places the organism in Eukaryota, Metazoa, Chordata, Lepidosauria, Squamata, Lacertidae. The record is from RefSeq and is a predicted model, not a curated record.
CUGUCUAGUUGUUUGCUCUCUGAGUGCAACUUUCAUCCAUCUUUCCCUAGUUGGUGUGCAGGAGACACCCAGACACUCAACUGACUUCAGGUCCAGUGUUGGACCAUUUCGAUCGGAUACUCCCUGCUGAUGUGGAUAGAUUCCUCCAAGUUGGUAGGCCCACCACCUGCCUCCUUGAUCCGUGCACAUCUUGGCUGAUUAGGAAGUGUCCAGAUGUUGCGCGGACCCCCCGGUUGAAAUUAUCAAUUUGUCCCUUGACACGGGGACAUUCCCAGGAGAACUGAAGGAAGCAGUAGUGUGUCCACUCUUAAAGAAAACUUCAUUAGAUCCCUUAGACCUAUCCAAUUACCGCCCAGUUUCAAAUCUUCCAUAUCUGGGUAAGGUAAUUGAGAGAGCGGUUGCUGAACAGCUUGGUAGGUUUCUGGAGGAAACAUCGGCUUUAGAUCCAUUUCAGUCCGGUUUCCGUCCUGGUUUUGGGACCGAGACGGCUCUGGUUGCCCUAACAGACGAUCUCCAUAGACAGCUGGAUCGAGGCGGGUCAGGACUGCUGAUCCUUUUAGAUUUGUCAGCAGCCUUUGACAUGGUUGAUCAUGAUCUUCUGGACCACCGCCUCGCAGACGUGGGGAUACAGGGCAUAGCCCGUAACUGGCUGUGCUCUUUUAUCUCUGGUCGAGGACAGAGGGUGGCACUAGGGAGGGAAAUGUCGUCGCGCCACUCCUUGGUGUGUGGAGUGCCACAGGGCGCAAUCCUCUCCCCGAUGCUUUUUAACAUCUUUAUGCGCCCCCUUGCCCAGAUUAUCCGGAGCCUUGGGCUGGGCUGUCACCAAUAUGCUGAUGACACUCAGCUCUAUCUGCUGAUGGGUGGCCACACCGACUCGGCCCCGAACACACUGACCAGAUGCUUGGAAGCUGUGGCUGGAUGGUUUCGUGGGAGCCGGUUGAAACUAAAUCCUUCGAAGACAGAGGUCCUAUGGCUGGGUCAGAAUGGCAUGGGGAUGAGGGACCAACUCCCUUCUCUUGCGGGGGCCCAAUUAGUGCCAUUGCCUUCCGUUAAGAGUUUGGAUGCGCAAGUUACAGCAACAGCCAAGGCGACAUUUUUCCACCUUCGCCGCAUCAAGCAGUUGGUCCCUUACCUUUCCCGCCCCGACCUGGCCACAGUGAUCCAUGCGAUGGUCACCUCCAGGCUUGACUACUGUAAUUCGCUCUAUGCGGGGCUGCCCUUGAAGCUGACCCAGAAACUCCAGUGGGUGCAGAAUGCUGCAGCGAGGCUCCUCACGGGGUCUGUGCCAUGGGAGCAUAUUCACCCAGUGCUUUUCAAGCUGCACUGGCUCCCGGUGGAGUACAGGAUCAGAUUUAAGGUGCUGCUUUUGACCUUUAAAGCCCUUCACGGCCUAGGACCCUCGUCCCUACGGGACCGCCUCUCCCGGUAUGCCCCACGGAGAGCCUCAAGGUCCAGAAAUAGCAACACCCUAGUGGUCCCGGGCCCUAAGGAAGUUAGAUUAGCUUCAACCAGAGCCAGGGCCUUUUCAACUCUGGCUCCGGCCUGGUGGAACGCUCUGCCUCAUGAGACCAGGGCCCUGCAGGAUCUGAUUUCUUUCCGCAGGGCCUGUAAGACAGAGUUGUUCCGCCUGGCCUUUGGCUUGGUGCCAAUUUGAUUCCCUCCCUCUCUUUCUUUUUUCUUUUCCUUCUCCU